AUGUCUGAUCUAGUGCAGGAAAUCGCCGACGUGCCCAAGGAAUUCUUUAGGGAGGGGACCCAGUUCAUCCACAGAUGCACAAAGCCCGAUCGAAGAGAGUUCAUCAAGAUUUCGCAGGCCGUAGGAAUGGGUUUCCUGAUCAUGGGCGCAAUCGGAUACUUCAUCAAGCUGAGUGAGUGGAAUGCCUUCAUCGGGUCUCGCGCAAGACGUUCGGCAUGGACCAUACUAAUACUGCCGCCUUGUCUGCAGUACAUAUACCGGUGA
Molecule: messenger RNA, 264 nt
Organism: Cladophialophora yegresii CBS 114405
Lineage: Eukaryota; Fungi; Ascomycota; Eurotiomycetes; Chaetothyriales; Herpotrichiellaceae
Product: protein transporter SEC61 subunit gamma
Exons: 2
Coding region: 1-264 (87 amino acids)
Biological process (GO): protein targeting; post-translational protein targeting to membrane, translocation
Cellular component (GO): membrane; Ssh1 translocon complex
Molecular function (GO): transmembrane protein transporter activity
Source: RefSeq, a predicted model, not a curated record